This is a messenger RNA of Carassius auratus (goldfish), 647 nucleotides long. It is a transcript of the gene c6h17orf67, whose product is annotated as chromosome 6 C17orf67 homolog. The transcript has 4 exons. Bases 121 to 384 code for a protein of 87 amino acids. The record is from RefSeq and is a predicted model, not a curated record. NCBI's taxonomy places the organism in Eukaryota, Metazoa, Chordata, Actinopteri, Cypriniformes, Cyprinidae.
GUGGCAUGUAAGCAGGGGUGCUGUGGGGGUAACUUCUAAAUGACGGUGACGUGUAUUUUUCCUCCUCAUAAGUUGGGUUAACACUCAAAUGCAGUUAUUUCGAACUGAGGACGGACGGAAAUGAAAAUGAAGCUGUUGGUAUGCCUUUUUUGCGUGGUCUUAUUGACCUUCUGCACUGAUGCAAGCCCCAUCAUUAAGGAGAGUUUUGCAAAGCAGCUACUCCGCACCAAGAGACAAAAGCCUGGACAUCCUGAUGAACCCAUGAGGGAGCACAUGCUGCAUAUGCAAAGGCUGGAACAGAGGGCUCGAGAGACCAGCAUGGAGAAUUGGAUGAACCCUCACUGCUUCCCUCGCUGUGACCGCAACUACGGCUACCCUGUGUAACAGGCCUGCUGUGAUCCACAGGACGAAGACAGGAAUUCCGGCGGCGACAAAGCUGAUACAGCAUGAAAUGAAUUGCAAUGGGAACGAAAAGACACAGGAAUGCCGAGGAGGCCAAGGACACAGAAUCCACGACAACACACCUAUAUCGAUAGACGCAUUUUAGAUGUCGUAGAUGUAAAAUCUUAGAAUUGUUUUUUUUUAUAUAUAUAUAUAUAAAAAUGAAUUACGAAAUUGCAUUUUGAAUUAGAGACUCAUGAAUAAAA